Messenger RNA from Rotaria sordida, 933 nucleotides. Lineage: Eukaryota; Metazoa; Rotifera; Eurotatoria; Philodinida; Philodinidae. The record is from the annotation of a GenBank genome assembly.
AUGACUUAUGUAUUACCUAUUCGUAUUAUUCGUAUUCUAUGUAAAUUUUUUGGUGAUCCCGUUGGUAAUAUAUUUACCCAUGAAGAUGUACUUGUACCGUAUCCAUGUAUGAAAAUUUAUGAAGAUCGAUUUGAGCUUUACUUGGACUUUUGUUUAAUAACAGAAACUACUUCAAGUUCCACAGCUGUUGCUCUUCUCGUAUCGUUGUACUAUGUUUUUGAAAUUCGAUUUGGUUUACAUAAUCGAACAUGUCGUCUUCUUUAUGGUAUAUUAUUUGAAGAUUCACAUUAUCUCAAUAAGGCACUCAAAAACUUGCUCAAUAACUGGCAAUAUAAAAUUGCUAAUCGACCAUUGAUGAAACGACAAGCAAUGAUUACAAAUCUGAUCGAAAAUUCUACUCAACCAUCAAUCGUGAACAAAAACAACUCAUCUUCAUCUAAUAAUUCAAAUCAAAUUGUUGAUGAAUCACUUGAACAAAUUGAACAAGAUCAAUAUUCUUCGUCUUAUUUAAAUUUGACUAGGUCAACCAAUAUUGAUCAACAAUAUCUUAAUGAACAAAAUGAUGAUGAUCUUAAUCAACUAUCAAAUUCUAAUGAUGAAGAAGAUCUUAAUCAAUUAUCAAUAGCUUCUCCAGUUUCUAUGUCUCAGUGUAGCUCACCAGUGAUCUUUCAAAAUCAAACACCAUCAUCAAUUACCAUCGAUGAUCAUUCCAACAAUUUACAUUCACAGAAAACAAACAGAUUCUAUCCUUCUUAUAAAUCCUCAUCAAAACUGCAGUACAAAGAUGAACCACAUAGAUAUAUAGAAGUCAAAGAAUCUCAUUCAGCAGCUAAUAAACGAAAACGUAAACAACAUCAAACUUCCUCUUCAUCCAUCACAACAAUAUCAAAACAGUCAACACGACUUGCAGCUAAACGAAUUCGAAUUGAAUAA